CCGGCGGCCAGGGGGAGGGGCGCCAGGGGGAGCGGCGCCUCCUGCCCGGGGUGAGCGGCGCGCGGCGGCCCCGCGGCAGCAGAGUGCGGAACGGGGCGCCAGGAUUGGAACGCAGGAGGCUGCCAUGGGCGUGCAGUGAGCGACACUGGUGCGACUUCUCCGGGCGGAGCGUGUCCUCGGUCACCAUGAAAGACGACUUCGCAGAGGAAGAGGAGGUGCAGUCCUUCGGUUACAAGAGGUUUGGUAUUCAGGAGGGGACACAGUGUACCAAAUGUAAAAAUAACUGGGCACUGAAGUUUUCAAUUAUAUUAUUAUACAUUCUGUGUGCCUUACUGACCAUCACAGUAGCCAUUUUGGGAUAUAAAGUUGUAGAGAAAAUGGACAAUGUCACAGAUGGCAUGGAGACAUCUCGCCAGACUUACGACAACAAACUCACUGCUGUGGAAAGUGACCUGAAGAAAUUAGGGGACCAAGCUGGAAAGAAAGCUCUAAGCACCAACUCUGAGCUUUCUACCUUCAGAUCAGAUAUUCUGGAUCUCCGUCAACAACUUCAGGAGAUCACAGAAAAAACCAGCAAGAACAAAGAUACACUGGAGAAGUUGCAGGCAAGUGGGGACUCAUUAGUAGAUAGUCAGAGUCAACUGAAGGGAACUCUGCAGAGCAAUUCUUUCCUUAUUACCACCGUCAACAAGACACUCCAGGCAUACAAGGGCUAUGUCACAAAUCUGCAACAAGAUACUAGCGUGCUGCAGGGCAAUCUGCAGAGCCAAAUGUAUUCUCAGAAUGUGGUUAUCAUGAACCUCAACAACCUGAACCUGACCCAGGUUCAGCAGAGGAAUCUUAUCACGAAUCUGCAGCGGUCUGUGGAUGACACAAGCCUGGCCAUCCAACGAAUUAAGAAUGACUUCCAAAAUCUGCAGCAGGUUUUCCUUCAAGCCAAGAAGGACACCGAUUGGCUGAAGGAGAAAGUACAGAACUUGCAGACACUGGCUGCCAACAACUCUGCCCUGGCCAAAGCCAACAAUGACACCCUGGAGGAUAUGAAUAGCCAGCUCAGCUCAUUCACAGGUCAGAUGGACAACAUUACUACUAUCUCACAGGCCAACGAGCAGAGCCUGAAAGACCUUCAAGAUUUACACAAGGAUACAGAAAAUAGAACAGCUGUCAAGUUCAGCCAACUUGAGGAACGCUUCCAGAUCUUUGAGACAGAUAUUGUGAACAUCAUUAGCAACAUCAGCUACACAGCCCAUCACCUGCGAACGCUGACCAGCAAUCUGAAUGAUGUUAGGACCACUUGCACAGACACCUUAACCAAACACACAGAUGACCUGACCUCCUUGAAUAACACGCUAGUCAAUAUCCGCUUGGAUGCUAUUUCUCUCAGGAUGCAGCAAGACAUGAUGAGGUCAAAGUUAGACACUGAAGUGGCCAACUUAUCAGUGGUUAUGGAAGAAAUGAAACUGGUUGACUCCAAGCAUGGUCAGCUCAUCAAGAACUUUACCAUUCUACAAGGUCCUCCUGGCCCCAGAGGUCCAAAAGGUGACAGAGGAUCUCAGGGACCCCCUGGUCCAACUGGCAACAAGGGACAGAAAGGAGAGAAGGGAGAGCCUGGUCCACCUGGCCCUGCCGGCGAGAGAGGCACAAUUGGACCAGUAGGCCCUCCUGGAGAACGUGGCAGCAAAGGAUCCAAAGGCUCACAAGGUCCCAAAGGAUCCCGUGGGUCCCCAGGGAAGCCUGGCCCUCAAGGGCCUAGUGGGGAGCCAGGACCACCAGGUCCACCAGGCAAGGAUGGACUCCCUGGCCCUCAGGGCCCUCCUGGCUUCCAGGGACUACAGGGAACUGUGGGUGAGCCCGGAGUACCUGGACCUCGGGGGCUUCCAGGCUUGCCAGGGGUGCCAGGCAUGCCUGGGCCCAAGGGACCACCUGGCCCCCCAGGCCCCUCAGGAGCAAUGGAGCCACUGGCUCUGCAGAAUGAACCAACCCCAGCAUCAGAGGUCAACGGAUGUCCACCUCGCUGGAAGAACUUCACAGAUAAAUGCUACUAUUUUUCACUGGAGAAAGAAAUUUUUGAAGACGCUAAGCUUUUCUGUGAAGACAAAUCUUCCCAUCUCGUUUUCAUAAACUCAAGAGAGGAACAGCAAUGGAUCAAAAAGCAGACCGUGGGGAGAGAGAACCACUGGAUCGGCCUCACAGACGCAGAGCAGGAAAGCGAGUGGAAGUGGCUAGACGGGACGCCUGUGGAUUACAAGAACUGGAAAGCUGGGCAGCCAGAUAACUGGGGCAGUGGGCAUGGGCCAGGAGAGGACUGUGCGGGAUUGAUCUACGCGGGGCAGUGGAACGACUUCCAGUGCGAUGAAAUCAACAACUUCAUUUGCGAGAAAGAAAGGGAGGCAGUACCAUCAUCCAUAUUAUAACAGUGUGUUAUAAUAACAGAAACAUAUUUUCUGAUGCCUCUGAAAGGCGAAGAAUGCUCGCUUCUGAUUCCAUCACUUCUCACCAGAUUGAAUGGAAAAAGCCGGAAAAGUAGUUAUUCAGAAUAAACAGAUACCCACUACACCAUAACCCAUGGACUAGGGAGACAAACUGCUCCCCAAGCUGAUAUGUUGAUUCCCAGUGUGCAAAUGGACUGAGUCACAUAGAUUUUUCUCAGCCAUUAACCAUGCAAAUUAUAUCUUUCCAAAUAUGGAAUGCUCCAAUCAGAAAAAGACCAUCAUUGGUUGUUGAGUUACAGACCCUGUGCAAACAGUGUGUUUCUAAAAUCCCAAAUGUAGGAAGAAUAUGCAGACGUACACAUAUAGGCCACCUUUUAGUAAUGAUAUGAAAUAUACUUAAAGAGCUUUUAAACUUCGUAUUUUUGUACAAAAUAUUUGCCUUUUACAAUCAUUUUCCUUCUUUUAAUAUUACCUAUAUAAUACAUAAAGCCAAAGAAAACAAUAGUGGUACUGAUAAAAUUUCAUGGAGUUUCUCUUCAGAUUUAAUCUGUAUCUGUCCAGCUGAAGUAAAUUUUGGUUGUAUGUGUCUAUGUAUGUGUGAUCUCUUCAGAACAGUGAGUCACAUGAAGCAUCUGGAAAUACCCUUGUGCAUUUGGGUGAUGGUGGAGCUCAAGCCUGAGAACAUCAUGACAGCUCAUUCAAGUAGGCUGUGCCAUGAGCCCAGCACCGGCCACUUCCAUUAAGAGGGAAUGUUGACUUGGGAUGUGCUUUUGUUCUACUUUGUGCAGCAGGAAUGAAGGAGAAACAUCUGUGAGGAAGGACAGAGUGCCUGAAUCUGGAUAUCUGCAAGGCCCUAGUUUAAGGCUGAUUUAUAAACAGGCUUAGUGUCAGACUUAUACCAGAGCAGACAAGAGAUUAUAACGUCACAUCAGUCAAAGGCAGCCAAGUGAUGCUUGCAAGAUAGAAACCAGCUACAUGCUGUUUGGAAAGUAGAAUUCCCAAAACGUAACUCUAAGACAUCGGCUAAAUGAAAUGCAAAAGUAAACUCUUGGCUAUUUGCUGAACCCAGCAAAGAAUCUUCCCUUGUGAGCCUAAAACUUGUGUGUACUCCUGUCAUUGCAUUUGUUUUACAGCUGAGGCAGAGGACGAGGGUUGGCCAAGCCCCUGUCCCAUUCCACCUAUAUUCUUUCUUCCCUUAUGAAGUGUAAGCUUCCAGAGAAGUGAUCACAUAUAAACAUCUCAGGUAAGCUUGGAACUCCAGGAUGUAAUAUUUAGCCCAAAGAAAAGGAAAUUAAAAUGUUAAGACCUACCUAA
Molecule: messenger RNA, 3746 nt
Organism: Mastomys coucha (southern multimammate mouse)
Lineage: Eukaryota; Metazoa; Chordata; Mammalia; Rodentia; Muridae
Gene: Colec12
Product: collectin subfamily member 12
Exons: 10
Coding region: 186-2414 (742 amino acids)
Molecular function (GO): signaling receptor activity
Source: RefSeq, a predicted model, not a curated record